Messenger RNA from Podarcis muralis (Common wall lizard), 5147 nucleotides. RefSeq names its product G protein-coupled receptor 137C (gene GPR137C). Gene Ontology annotation, cellular component: lysosomal membrane. The record is from RefSeq and is a predicted model, not a curated record. Gene Ontology annotation, biological process: positive regulation of TORC1 signaling. Lineage: Eukaryota; Metazoa; Chordata; Lepidosauria; Squamata; Lacertidae.
GCUGGAGCGAGGGAGGGAAGAGUUGGCUGGUUCGGGGAGAGCCGAGCCGGCGCUGCAGGCGGGCGGGCGGGCGGGCGGGAGGUUCACUGGCAGGGCAAAUAUAUUUAUAUAGAUGGAUUAUUUUUGAGGCUGGAUUUGCAUGGAGCUGUGAGCCUCUCCGUUGCGGGGUGCAAGGCACCCCUUCCCCCCCCCCAGUUUUGCACCCCACCCACCCACGCAUCCCUUUGCACAACCCCCCGGUUUGUUGCUUUGCAUUGCACCCAAGGGUGCCCCGGGGGUGCCAUGGUGCUGCGGGGCCCCGAUCCGGGCCCCGAUCCCCGCUCCCCGCUGGCCCUGGGACUGAGCACCUUGCACACGCUCCUCUACGCCGGCCUCUUCCUCUUCGCCUACCUGCAACUCUGGCUGCUCCUCUACUACCGGGAGAAGCGGCUCAGCUACCGCACCGUCUGCCUCUUCCUCUGCCUGCUCUGGGCGGCGCUGCGCACCGUCCUCUUCUCCUGGUACCUGCAAGGCGCCCUCCUGCCGCCCCACCGCCAGCCCCGGCUGCCUCCGUUGCCCCGCUGGCUGCUCUUCUGCUUCCCCGGCUGCCUCCUCUUCGCCACCGGCUGCCUCCUCAAUCUCUAUUUUGCAGAGGUGAUCUUCAAAGUGAAGUGUGCCGCCGAAUUCAACAAAUACAAGGCCACCCUGUACGUGGGCUCCAUCCUCACCAGCCUCCUCUUCGUCUUUGUGAAUUUGACGUGUGCGUUGCUGGCGCACGGCGACCUCCCUGAGGACCAGCUGCGGUGGACGGUGUUCACCCGGGCUCUGAUCAACGACAGCCUCUUCAUUCUCUGCGCCGUCCUGCUCGCCUGUUUCAUGUGCAAGCUGUCCAAAAUGUCUUCGGCCAAUGCUUACCUUGAGUCCAAGGGCACAUCUGUCUGCCAAGCCUUGCUUGUGGGUUCUGUCGUCCUCCUCCUGUACUCCUCGAGGGCUUUCUAUAACCUGGUGGCGGUGGCGAUCUCCCCGGACCACGUGCCCAGCCCGUUCAACUAUGGUUGGGAUAACCUUUCGGAUAAGGUUCGAGGCGAAGAAGCCGGAAGCGAAGAAUACGUGGUUUUUGGGGUCGUCUUGUUCCUCUGGGAAUUUGUCCCUACAACAUUCCUGGUUCUCUUCUUCCGGGCUCAGAGGAUCGCACAGAACUUGGCGCCGGCUGGAAUGAUAAACAGCCACAGCUACAACUCCCGAGCCUAUUUCUUCGACAAUCCAAGGCGGUACGACAGUGACGACGACCUUCCGAGGCUCAGCGGAGGAAGCUUGGCUACCCCCCAGAGCUCUGGCUGGUACGGUUCCUUGACGGGGAGCGACAGCUGCACCAUGAUCCCGCCGUUGGUGGCCCCUCCGAUGGACGUGGCUCCGCUGCUCUUCACCCAUGGGAGCCUGGAUUCGAGAAGCCACCCGAACCCCCGCCUGGUGCCGUAGGACUGGAACUCGCGUGCCUCUGGGGGGCUGCACCUGGGUGGGACGCGGACGGAGCGGGGCUCCAACCAGGUGCGCAGGACUCGGGCGGCAGCUCCCCGCUGGGUCCCCAAAUACCUAGCGCAGCUCCCAAAGUUUCCGGGACGUGGGAACGGAAGGAUGGGAGCUUUGCAAAGCUAACUCUUAUUGCCAAACGGUACUUGCAAUGAUGGAAGGCGGCGAGGUCAAACCACAGCCCUAUAGUAUUUCGUUUCAGUGCGUCAGGCCUUCCAGAGGAGGACGAUACCUUGGCAACCAAAAACAGCAGACCUUGAUGGCUGAUAAUUUGCACUUUUAACCGAACUUUCCCAAGGAACGCUCCUUCUCCCUGCCAGUCAACUGUCUCCAUCAGCUCGGGAAGACGGUUCUGGGUAACCUUUUUAAUUGCACAUCCAUAGCUGGGGAAGUUUGUUCGGUCUUCCUGCGAUGACUGGAGCAUCUCUGCGUACUAACGGUGGGGACGUUUCGGGUCGGGUGGGGAAUUCCUUGCUUCCAAACUUUUCAGAGUUUUAAAAUGGGGAAACCACAACACACAAAAAAGAAAGAAUGUUAACAAGUGUGGCACAAGUGUCGUGGUCUCACAAGGGUUAAGUUACCUUGCAGCUAUGCUUUACUAUCAAUCUGUUGAUUCCUGGGGCUGUUGAAGCCAGUUCUUCAUAUCUAUAUUUUUUUGCAUGUGGUAUGAAGCCCCUUGCGACCGACUGACUUAUGUUGAGCAUUGAUUUAUAAAACUAAAAAACUUGGUUCACACACUGGGGAAAGCAGAGCUGUUACUCAGUGGUGCUUUAUUUUGAUUUUUAAGACAGAAUGGCUCCAUGAGGACUAAUUGCAUGCUUGGUAUGGAUAUUGCAGAAGCAGCUGAGGUUGAUUAUUCAGCUGCUUUUAGCCAGCCAGCUACAGGUGUGGUCCGGGAUGGGAGAGCCUUCUUAGGGUUCGCUUAGCAGCCGGGAAGAAGCACGGUUAGCGUUUGGACUGCUUAGCAAUCACGAAAUAGCACUGUCAUCUGCAGGGAGAAAAAGUUUGGUUGCACUCUCUAGCAGAGUUGAAGAAAACUUUCCCUCUUCUCCUUUACUCCCUGCUUCUUCUUAAUAAAGAAGUGUAGCCAUUGAUGCAUCUUCUGGAAGAUUUUGCAGUUCAUGGCAGUCAUACUUCACAGCAGAGGGGAUGGGGGCAGUUGCCUGUUUAUAAUGCACACAGCUGUGUUGUCUAGAGAAGCUGCAAUCCCUCCAUUUUUAAAAAAUCCAAGCUGGGAAUGUACACUCUUGAGUGGGAUAAAGUGAAGACUCCCUAAGGGUCAAGAGGCAGGCUGGAUGAACCCCUUCUUAUAUUGGGUCAUUUCCACCACCUUCUGGCUGCAAAAAUCUGAUUCUGCUCCCUUGUGACGGAAUGAAGACAUGUCCCCAUUGCACAGAAGUUCAGGUCCAGAACUGGAGCUCUCUGUUCCACAAGGUUGCGUGCAUUCUGCUUCUCAGGCAGUUGGAGAACCAGGUUGAGUUAUCCCUAACAUUGAGAGGUAGGAGGCAGUAUCUUGCCAAACUUGGCCCUCCAGCUGUUUUGGGGACUACAACUCCCAUCAUCCCUAGCUAACAGGACCAGUGGUCAGGGAGGAUGGGAACUGUAGUCUCAAAACAGCUGGAGGGCCAAGUUUGGCCACGCCUGCUCGGAGUGAACUUGACUUCAGCACAAAGUGCCAAUUUUAAAAUUUGUUGGGGGGUGUCGUGCUUGCGAAAGUGCCUGAACAAGUUCAGGUUCUUGCCAUAAGCUCUUCACCCGCCCUCCAAAUACCUGCUUGCAGCUCAGCCUCUUCAGAGAUCUGGGGAAUCUGUCACCCAUCAACUGGACUAUAGUUCCCAACAUCCCUGGCCAUUGGCCGUGCUUGCUGGGACUGAUGGGUGCUCAGCAGCACCUGGUGGGUCCAACUCCCACCCCCCAAAAAAGAAACACCCCUGGGCUGAGGUCAUGUGUUGGAGAGUAGCUGUUUUGGGGGCCUAAAGCCAUCGAGGUUGUCAGCAAAUUCCAUUCCCAAGUGACGCCAAAGACUUGCUGGGAGACGUUUGCCCAUUCCUAGCGCUGUGCUCACAAAUUCAGACGUUUGGUAGAAACAGUGUAGGCAAGGCAAUUCUUGUGUAAUAUUAAUAAUAUUAAUAUUAUUAUUGGACUGGGUUGCCCCAGAUUUCUUGACUUUGCAUAGAUUUCUUGACUAGGGUUUUUUCUGUUCAGCUCACUCUGGCCAACCAGGGCAUUUUGCUGCUCUUUGGGACUUAGUUCAGAGGCUGCUUUGGGAAAUGUGUGACGGUUCAUCUCCAUUAGCAGACUCUUAACAGCCCCAGGAAAAAAAGGAUAUUCCCCUCCUCAAGGUAUUCAUGGAGCAAAACCUCAGGUGCCAUCUGUAAGCGUUUGCUUAGGAGGGAAACAUUUCUCAUUCCAGCAGCUCUUUUGCUUUUCAAACCUCAAGGUAUCUUCCCAGGGGUAGAACUGUGUAGCUGUCCCUUUCAAUUCACAAGCUAAUUCUGAUACCCCGUGAGGAUAUCUGGCUGGAAUAAUGGGUGUAUCUCCUGUUCACAGAUUGAGAAGGAAAACUACAUGUUACACCGGUUUUUGAAGUCACACCAAAGUGCUGGCAAUGUUUCAAGAGUGGCUGCAGAUUGAGAUAAUAGCAUUAAACCCUAGUUUAGUGUUACAGGGCCAAGCCUAGGGUCCCCACCCUGCCAGACUUGUGCUCUCCUCCUCCAAUGUAGCUUUCACUGCAAUUUAAAUUAACCAGUUUAGCAGUGCUAACCUGUGGCUAAUCUGAUUGGAACAAGCCAGCUUCAUAAACUGUGUUUUGAAGGAAACCUCAUGUUGCGCUUUGCGGUAGGGAAAAGCACCCGAGCUGUUCUCUUGCAACAGUAAACUAUGGUUUUUAGCAUUGCAUCAGGGCCCAGUCAGGGUGGCCAUUUUGCGGGGGGCGAUUCGUAAACAUGUUAGUGUCGACACGUGAGAUUUUGACAGCUGCUAAAUUUUAAGAAAAAGGCCAUAUUGGCGUUGCGCAUCAGGAUAUGCGCUCUCUCUCUUCCUCCCCCCCCAUCCCAAGCUAAUGUGUCACUAGGACACCCCCCCCGGCAUCGAUUGAUCCCUGACUCGGGUGAAACAAGUCGUGUCUCGAACUCUGUGCUGCCCUCUUUCACCCACCAAAGGCAGAUUAACACCCCCUCACCCACCCAUUUUCUUUUCCGCUUAAGAGUUUUACAAUGCACUGGGAGCACUUUAUAAUUUUUGUUUUGUAGGCGGGAGGAGGGCAUUGUAUUAAGGGCUAAGAGCUCCUUAUUCAACAUUUUGCACUGAACUGCGUCGACCGAAGCUGAACUUUCCCACUCAUCGGAGCCACUGUCAGUUAGGACAGCAGGGUGGGGUUGUAGAACGGAGAAGUAGUGAUGGCUGACGAGAGGUGGGCGCCCUUUUCGUUCUCGUGGACAGCUUCUUAUUUAAAUGGAGAAAUCCUGCAAUGUGCGAGAGUUCGCCCGUUCGUGGUUUGAGGGACGCCAUUUUGCCAGCUGUCCCUUCAGCCCUCGGCUGGCUGCGCCUAAUGAAUGUACCCCACGCUUAAACCUCCUUCACUCUGAACUGUAAUGCCAUUCAUGUUUUGAAAAUAAAGGUUUGUUUUUAUCUUGUGA